This is a messenger RNA of Owenia fusiformis, 1414 nucleotides long. NCBI's taxonomy places the organism in Eukaryota, Metazoa, Annelida, Polychaeta, Sabellida, Oweniidae. The record is from the annotation of a GenBank genome assembly.
CCCAGUUAAACGUAGUGUACGUUAGGAUAUAGGAGUGAAUCUAGAGCCUGGACCGACGCUUUAACUUUCGACCAGAGCCAUCUCUUUCUUCAGGUCUCUAGUUAACUAGGGGUGACACCAUGGAUAGGACGCGUGUGCACCCCUCAAAGUCACCACAUUCUGCAUGGAACCGCUACAUGGACGAGGAAAUCGCACGCAAAAACAACGAUGCCAUUUAUAACAAAGUCUACAACAAUAGUAUGAAAGAGUACUACAGGAAGCAAGCGCAACAACGGUCUAAGCAACGCAUGAAUGACAUCAAACGAAACGAUGCGAAGCAACGCAUGUAUGAUGCUAUCCGUAAACAGGAACUUGAAUCGCAUCGGAAAUGGAUACAGGAGCAGGAUGAAUCAAGGUCUAGGAAUGAAGUCAACAAAGCCCUAAAGAGACAGCAAGAUAUUAGAGCCGAGCUAGUUGCAGACCAGUUCUGGAGGCCUAAACAUGAGGAAAUCGAGCAAAAUCGCAAUAUUAGAGGUUCUAGGAACGCCAUGUUGGAGUAUGACCUGUCCGAUCGAUUAAACGACGAAGGGCGUUGGGCCGAAAUUCUUCUCAACCAAAAAUACAGAGAAAAGGACAAACAAAAGCAUGAACGUCACCAUGACUUUUGGCUUUCGGAUAUUCUUGGCCUACAGAAACGCCGUGAUUUCGAGGUAGAACGUCUGGCCCAACAGCGCGAGGAUCGCAAAGAACGCCAAAAAGAACGCCUGAACAACCUUUAUGCUGAACAUCGUCGGUUGGGUGUAAGUCAGCGUGAGGUUAAAGCGAGAGACCAGGAGAGAUUAAGACGCAUAUACCAAGACGCCUCUGAUACGGAACUCGGGAUGCAAGACGUGGAACGUCGCUACGAUCUACAACAGCGACGACUUCACGAGUUGGCGCUGGAUAACACUCGCAUCAACUCUGAGGUAAUGUCAUUGGGAGAAAGGCUCAGGCGACAGGCAAUUCUGAACACUGGGUACGUUGAGCCCAUACCUAGAGUACGAAGAGCAGUUAGUUGGUACGUGUGAAGCAAACCCUUCUCAUACCUAUGAUUAUUUCUUUGAACGACCUUCUUUGAAACCAAGCAGCAAAUCAACAAGCUGCUUUCAUAGGAGACCCUUACUCUGCAGUUAUAGUAACCACAAACAUCCCCAAAACGAACUCAAUUUGAGAUAUUUCGUACUGUGUGUUUGACUGAGUGCUAUAAUGUGGAGAAGCAUAUAAAGAAUGUAAACGAAUAUUCAGUGUCAGUCCUGGAUGUGCCAGUCCCAAGUAGAAAUCAACUCCAAAUAGACACUUACUAGUAUAGAAAGAAACAUGUUACACCAAUUAAAUCAGCAAAAUUGCUUCUCUGGGAGAAUAAGAGCUACGUGUAUCUCCUUCAGUUUAGUACAAU